This is a messenger RNA of Echinococcus granulosus, 4137 nucleotides long. RefSeq lists its product as hypothetical. The record is from RefSeq and is a predicted model, not a curated record. NCBI's taxonomy places the organism in Eukaryota, Metazoa, Platyhelminthes, Cestoda, Cyclophyllidea, Taeniidae. The coding region runs from base 1 to 4137 and encodes 1378 amino acids. The transcript is spliced from 6 exons.
AUGUCUGUAAAGUGCUUGCUGCUUCUGCAGUACGUCUGUCUGGCCGCCUGCCUCCACAUAAAAGAUCUAGAGGAUUCCGGAGACAUUACACACUGCGAAAACUACAAACGCUCCCAGAUUGUCGUUCUUGAAGACACCACCAGGAGGAGUCUUCGAAUUAACGUCACAGUACCACCACCUCAGAUUCAAAUCCGUCAGGCCUUCCGCGGCGAACGCGUUGCACUGCGCUGCUUCCAUACUCAAAGGGGCUCCAAGUAUGCUUGGUACCUCAGUGCUACAGCUCCGGUUGGUUCUAGUGUUCUAGCCAGCGAUCUAGUUCCCCUUCCUAUCAACAGCUGUUUCCAGCGUCGCUUUUAUAGCCACAAGGCAUUCGGUGUGGAGGUGGUGGAGGUUGUGGCUCAAACCGGAACCGUCGGCUACUUUACCUGUGCUGAAAAUGUUGGUGAGAGUCAGUGGAUUCAACGUGGAGUCUUCCUCAUCCUUCUCUACCAACAAUCAACCGUUGUUCUUCAGGUGGAUCUUGCUGCCACUUCUUAUGUCAGUUGUGAAGCGGCCUCGAAUCCACUGUCUUUCGCAAAGAUCUCCUUCGGUAGAUACGGUGUUCCGCAGACCAUAACAGCGGCAGAUCCUGAGUGUGUACAAGAAUCAAAGACCUGGAGUUGCAUCAAGUUCAUAGGACAAUGGGAUGAGUAUGAAUGGAAAAGGAAACAACUGGAAAGAACAACUUCAGGAUUCAUUCACACUGGUCCGCUUGAUCGGACAGUACGGUUGCGAUUCGAACAGAUUCAAGUGGGUUUUCGGUUAGAUUUCGUCCACUUCAGCAGCGAGAAUGACUACCAUCCAAAAACGUUAAACAGUUUUGAGAUGACACAGGAGAGCCUUUGUGUUGAAGCUCAUCAAGUCGGCAGGCGAUUUAAUUGGAUGGUGCUGGAGGUGUAUCUGGGCUAUGCUGAGUUGACCGGUGGAUUUCGCAUACCUUUCAAAGAAGCAUUCUCCCCGGGUGACCUUGACAUUCUUGAUGGUUUGCAAGUUCACCAGAGCGGGGGAGGCUCUUUCAGGACAGUAUUCCUGGAGGAGGCGUUGGAUCCCCAGGCCGUUCUAGACCGUGCACCACUGGUUCCUUACGAGGACGCAUCACCAGCACCACCACUAAGACAUUGGCGAUCACAUCCAUGCGGACCUCCGCUGACAGCAAUUGGGCACGGCUUUGUGUCAACCGUGCACAACCAACUUUGCACGCAAAAAGCGACUACCUUCACCACCGUUCUGAUUGGUGACGUAGCAAAGGUGCCUCGUGGCAGUGGCCUAUCAAUCAUCGUGAAGGUGAACUCGUUUUUAAUGAAUCGACAAACUUUAGAAGACUUCUAUCUCCUUCGGUUGAUAGGACGGUUGGUCAGGGUUAAAAAAUCGACCCAACCGAAGGUGGAAAUCGCGGAGCUGCUGACAAUUAGAUGGAACAGUAGUGAAAUUCAGUGCACUACCUAUGAGGGCAACCUUGCAUAUCACAUAAAUUCGACCUUGAGAAUCCCUUCCCUCGAAGAAAAAAAAAUCAUCGAGAGCAGCUUGACAAUGCAGAUAAGUGAGGGCGGUACAUCUUUGUCGCUAAGUUUUACAGCUGGGAAGGACAAUUCGUCACAAUUUAUCGGACAUUUUACAUUGGCAACCGCUAUGGACAACGGCCUCGAAUUGGUCACGGAGGUACCUCCUCAAGGCGCCUGUAUCGAUUGCUUUGUAAGCCUUUACGUUGAUCGCAGGGGCGCAGCCUCCAUCCCCCUUAAGUGGCCAAUGAGCAGGAAGUCCGCUCCUCCCCUUCGACCAAUUAACAAUCGAGUUGCGCCAAUUCGGCCAAUGGUCGGGAAUCGACUUCAUUUCACAGCUUUUCGCACUUUUACACUCAGCUGGAAUGAAUCCGACCUAACCGACUCGAGAGAGGAUCUUCGUGAUUGGUUUGAGAGAAUGGAAUUCAAAACAGCCUCGGAGAAUGUGUCUAUCAUUUAUAAAAACUCAUGGCCAGUGUGCGCUGAGGGACAACACUUGGCCAUAGCGAACCCACCUUUUUGUGUGCCCUGUCCCCCCGGCACUAAGGCAACAGUCUACAAAGCCAUUGGUAAGGCCACGUAUGUCCCCGAAAGCAAAAAAGUUGACUUAAACACUCCUCACGCAAACCUCUGUGACCUCUGCCCCAAAGGAUCCUACCAACCAGAGCCCGGAGGUUCGGCAGAAGAUACCAUCCCUCCACCAGAGACGGGUCAGUCCACAAUACAGCUCCGAAGAACCAACACAAUUAGUACAGCCGGAGUCCUCUUCAUCUGCCUCUGCAUGAUCGGUCUGUUGGUCUGCAUUGUCUACUUCUAUCUGGAAGCCAUCGGCUUUAUGCUUGUGAUGAUAGCUCGAGCUCCCUACACAGAACGGACAGUUCAAAAGAAGCGACCUUCCCAAAUCUGCGAGCUCGAGAUCCUUCGACUUCAACAACUCUACCCUGACAUCGAUCUUCACGAGCUGGCGAGACAGGAGCUCUGUCGAGCCGAGAUCCUGGGUCUUCGCCUUCUCCAUCCCGAGAUCGACUGGGAUAAAAUUGUCUGCGAAGCUGAAGUACGUCGCCUUCACGACAAUUAUCCUUUCAUUCGUUGGGAGAAGAUUCUACGCACAGAGCUACCCUACGUUCUCCGCGCCAAAUAUCCUUUCAUAAACUGGAGUCAAAUUGCCGCUGAGGACGCUUGUGGAAGAGAGAUCGACCGUUUGAGAGCAGAGAACCCUGAGAUGGAUUGGACUACAGUACUGUGUGAGGCAAGGAUUGAAAGUCUCCAGAGAAAGUUCCCCUGUCUCAAUUGGAGUGGUAUUGUGUGUGAAGAACGAAUUCGAAGACUGCGCUCCGCCUAUCCGGAUGUCGAUUUCGACCAACUGGUCCGAGAUGAGUUGUGCGAGGCGGAGAUGGAACAAUUGAAGCGACAACAUCCCGAAAUUGACUGGCAGGCAAUUGUGUGUGCGGAGCGGGCCUUGUGGCUGAAGGCUCGGCACCCAAUGGUGCGUUGGGAGAACAUUGUGAGCGAGGAGAAGGUUGUCAGACUAAGAAAUCUCUACCCGUGCAUUGACUGGUCCAACGUAAUUCGCAAUAACUUGUGUGAAAAAGAGAUCGAAAGUCUUAAAAAGCGAUUUCCACGACUAGACUGGGAGAGCAUUGUACGCGGUGGGGAUGCAAGCAUGAAGCGAUUGUCAAAAACAGUGGCAAUCGAACGAUUGAAUAUGCGAUUUUCGGAUGUCACCUGGGAGAAUGUAAUCACAGAGGACUUGAGUGACUGUGCGAUCAAACGUUGGAGGAGAGAAUAUCCCUAUUUCGACUGGAAUGCCAUCACGACGGCCAUAUUUCAACCCAUCACUCUAAAAUCGGUUAAUUUUAAGAAUCCGGAGGUGUGCAAGAGCUUUAGAGAACACGUAACGUGUCUAGAAGAACUCUAUCCCUGCGUAGAUUGGCGCUACUUCGUGGAGAAGAAAUAUGCAUCACCCUACAUCAACUGGGACUACAUCAUAAACUGCGAAGAAGGCGAAUCCAUGCAGGAGGGAGAAAAGCUUGACUCCGCGAUUAUUGAUCGACUCAAAUUGCGUUACCCUUUCGUCAACUGGAGCGCCUUCCAAAACAUCGGCGUGGAGAAGAUGAGACGUGAGCAUCCAUACAUUCACUGGACCGUCGUCCUGGAAGAGAACGACCUUUGUGAAGGUGAAACGUUUGGCCAAGGAAACAUUGAACCUGUAACCCUUCCAGAGGUUUCACCAGUUGUUCCGAAGAUGGAGAAGAGGGUAAAAGGGUCCAAGGUGACAGCAGAGCAGGAAAUACUUCGAUUAAGGCUCGAAUAUCCGCAUAUUAACUGGGAGAAGGUGAUCGCUAAGGAGAGACGACGGAAAAGAACAGAACACGACCCCCAACGUGGGGAUUGGGAACAUCCUAGCAUCGAAAUUCCAGCUGAAACGAAGCCAUCUGACAAGAUUCGUGGCAGCGUUGAAAUCAAAAGUGAAACAAUAAACCCCUCCACUGAGGUAACGGAGAUUAAUCGCAUGCGAAACCUCUACCCCAACAUUAACUGGACCAGCGUGGUAGAACACGAGCUUCGGAAACGACGGAGAGAUGGGGAGAAAAAGUAG